Messenger RNA from Danio aesculapii, 1870 nucleotides. It is a transcript of the gene slc7a11, whose product is annotated as solute carrier family 7 member 11. Gene Ontology annotation, molecular function: L-amino acid transmembrane transporter activity. The transcript has 12 exons. Gene Ontology annotation, biological process: amino acid transmembrane transport. Bases 163 to 1659 code for a protein of 498 amino acids. The record is from RefSeq and is a predicted model, not a curated record. NCBI's taxonomy places the organism in Eukaryota, Metazoa, Chordata, Actinopteri, Cypriniformes, Danionidae. Gene Ontology annotation, cellular component: membrane.
CAAAAAAAGAGGAGGGAGAAUCCACUUCACAUUGUAUUUGUUUAGACUUGUCACGGCGUAUCAGAAGUUUGCUUUACUUUGAGCUGUGAGAACACCUUCCACUCAGGCCUCUCAUGUGGCACUGCGAGUCAAUGUGUGUGCGCUACUGAGUGAGCGAACAAGAUGCCCAGAAGGACUGUGUCAGUUCCCCGUCCCAAUGGGGAUCCAGCUCAGAGUAAUUUUGGAGAGAAAGAGCCUCUCAAAUCAAAUGGAGAACCCCCGAAGGAGAAAGUGGAGUUGCGGAAGAAGGUGACCCUGCUCCGAGGAAUCUCCAUCAUCAUCGGGACGAUCAUUGGAGCAGGAAUAUUCAUCUCUCCCAAGGGAAUAUUGCAGAACUCGGGCAGUGUGGGAAUGUCACUGGUGGUGUGGGUCGCGUGUGGGAUUCUGUCUCUUUUUGGAGCUUUAUCGUAUGCUGAGCUGGGUACCUGCAUUAAAAAGUCUGGUGGUCAUUACACUUACAUUCUGGAGGCGUUUGGGCCACAAGUGGCUUUUGUGCGAUUGUGGGCCGACAUGAUUGCCAUAAGACCCGCAGGUUUGGCUGUGAUCGCUCUGGCAUUUGGCCGCUACAUUUUAGAGCCCAUCUUCAUGCCAUGUGGGGUUCCUGAAAUUGCAAUUAAACUGGCUACCACCAUUGGAAUCACUGUAGUAAUGUAUCUAAACAGCAUGAGUGUAAGCUGGACUGCCAGGCUCCAGAUCUUCCUCACAUUCAGCAAGCUGCUCGCCAUUGCCAUUAUCAUUGUUCCUGGAUUAUACCAACUUUUCAAAGGGGAGACCAAAAACUUUGAGAAUGCAUUUGAAGUUAACACAGCACAAUUGACAGGACUUCCUUUGGCUUUCUACUCCGGGAUGUACGCUUAUGCUGGCUGGUUUUACUUGAAUUUCGUGACUGAGGAGGUGGAGAAUCCUGAGAGGACGGUGCCUCUUGCCAUCUGCAUCUCCAUGGUGAUAGUAAUGAUCUGUUACACACUGACAAACGUGGCGUAUUAUACAGUGAUGUCAGCAGAUGAGCUGUUAGCCUCUAACGCUGUAGCUGUGACUUUUGCAGAGAAGUUGAUGGGAAACUUUUCAUACGCAGUUCCCGUUUUUGUAGCUCUGUCUUGCUUUGGGUCCAUGAACGGAUGUCUGUUUGCCAUCUCAAGAAUGUUCUUCGUGGCCUCUCGAGAAGGUCAGCUUCCUGAAGUUCUCUCUAUGAUUCACAUACGCCGACACACACCAUUACCUGCUGUGAUUGUCCUGUAUCCGAUCACACUGCUGAUCCUGUUCUUAGGGGACAUCUACAGCCUGCUGAACUUCAUGAGUUUCCUGCGCUGGUUGUUCAUCGGGGUGGCAGUGGUCGGCCUCAUCUACCUGCGCUACACACGCCCUGAUCUGCCACGACCUUUUAAGGUCCCCAUUUUCAUUCCUGCAGUGUUUUCCUUCACCUGCUUCUUCAUGGUGUUCCUGUCUCUAUAUUCGGAUCCAAUUAAUACCGGGAUUGGCUUCGCCAUCUCUCUCACAGGCAUCCCUGCAUACUACAUAUUCAUCCACUCCAAAAGAAAACCCAAAUGGUUCCAGAAAUUCUCAGAUUCUAUGAACAGAUCACUUCAGAUCCUCCUAGAGGUGGUCCCUGCCGAACACUGACCUUUAUCCUUUUUUUAAAACUUUGUGCAUGUUUGCUUGGCUAAGCAGUAGAGGUGUGUGAUAUUGCCAAGAAAUUCACAUCUCAACAUUUUUGGACAUAGUUUUUGUGCUGGUCCCUUUGGCCGGUGUCCUGACAUUUGAUCCUACCCAUCAGAUUAUGCUACCAACAAUGUAUUUGAAUGGUUCUGAGGUUGGGGUUAGGGAUUAGGUA